Messenger RNA from Nematolebias whitei (Rio pearlfish), 4937 nucleotides. RefSeq names its product spalt-like transcription factor 1a (gene sall1a). Gene Ontology annotation, cellular component: nucleus. Gene Ontology annotation, molecular function: RNA polymerase II cis-regulatory region sequence-specific DNA binding; DNA-binding transcription factor activity, RNA polymerase II-specific. The transcript is spliced from 3 exons. The record is from RefSeq and is a predicted model, not a curated record. Gene Ontology annotation, biological process: regulation of transcription by RNA polymerase II. The coding region runs from base 339 to 4259 and encodes 1306 amino acids. Lineage: Eukaryota; Metazoa; Chordata; Actinopteri; Cyprinodontiformes; Rivulidae.
GGUUAAAGCGUUUCCAAAGGGGGAGUUUGGAGAAGCCAGCCUUCCUUCCCCCGCGCGGAUCAACUCAUUGGGUGGGAGCUGAGAGAGAGACAAGAGUCCCCAGCAAAUCAGGAGCUAAUUGAUUAAAGAGACUUCAUUUGAAUAGGAGGGGGGGCUGGCAAGGUGCCAAUCGCCUUUCAAAGGAGCCCCCACCCCCCCUCUCCUGUAUGAUUAAUCGCACGGCAUUAUUGAUAAUCAUAACGGGGCACAUGCGCGGUGGAUGGGGCUCGAUUUACGUAAUUUUUGAGGAGGUUUUGUAGUCAUUUUUUUAUUCUCUGCCUGCUGAUGUGCCAGCCAGCAUGUCGCGGAGGAAACAGGCGAAGCCGCAACACUUCCAGUCCGACCCGCAUCUGCCUUUACCCGAGCACAAUGGGGACACGGAACUUUGCUCUGAAGACGCCUCCUGCAAGGAGUCAGACGUCCAUGUCUGUAACAGAUGUUGUGCUGAGUUUUUUUACUUUUCCGAUCUUGAAGAACACCAGAAAAAUUGCACUAAGAAUCAGUUAGUUUUGAUAGUCAAUGAAAAUCCUGCCUCCCCUGCUGGAACUUUCUCACCUGGAUCUCCUCCUCAUAAUCCAGAUGACCAGAUGAAUGAAACGCCUAACACUGAUCAAACGGAGUCCAGUGACCUUUUAGAGCCCAACACGCUUGAAAAAGACGAAUUCAUGGAUGUAGAUGUUUCUGGAAUAAGCAGCGGUCACGAAGAAGAAUGCAGCCAAACUGGGAGAGGAAGCCCUCUCAAUACAGUCAGCAGUCACACGGGCAGGAGCACUUCAGGCGCCGCUGUGGGUACUUCAGCAGUCUCUGCCUCCUUGCCUCAGCUCAGUAACCUAACUGAACUUGGGAACUUCUCCAUGAUAAACAGCAAUGUCAUAAUUGAAAAUCUGCAGAGCACUAAAGUGGCUGUGGCUCAAUUCUCCCAAGAGGCCAGAUCCACUGGUGGUCCCAGGGUGGCUGUGCCAGCCCUAAUGGAGCAGCUUUUAGCCCUGCAACAGCAGCAGAUUCACCAGCUGCAGCUUAUAGAACAAAUUCGCCAUCAGAUUCUGUUAUUAGCUUCCCAGUCCCCAGAAAUGCAGGUACCCCCAACUUCUGCUCCAGGCUCAAUGGGGCCCUCUGCCAGCCCACUGACGACACUCAGCUCACAUCUCUCUCAACAGCUGGCUGCAGCCGCAGGCCUUGCACAGAACCUGGCGAGUCAGUCAGCCAGCAUUAGCAGCCUAAAACAGCUGGCUGCAGCAGCACAGCUACCUCAGUCCAACCCAAGCAGCAGUGAGACAUCUCAGAGCGUUACCACACUGGGACCAUCAACAGUCAAUCCUCAGUCCACUGAUAAGCGACCUAGUGUCAUGAGUAGCCUCCACUCUCAGCUUAGCAACUCCUCACUAGCUAAAUCAUCAACACCAGCUUUUGGGAUAGGUAGCUUGUUGAGCUCUGCAGUGAAUCCCCUUCUACCUCAGCCCCCAUCCGGAAACCCCAUAUUCUCUAGCUCCAUUCCCAACGUUGGGUCCACUGUAGAAGACUUAAACUCUUUAGCGGUUCUGGCCCAGCAAAGGAAAGGCAAGCCACCAAAUGUAACUUCAUUUGAACAAAAGAGCAGCUCUGACGAGGCUUUCUUCAAACACAAGUGCAGAUUUUGUGGCAAGGUAUUUGGGAGUGAUAGUGCCUUGCAAAUCCACCUUCGCUCUCACACUGGCGAGAGACCAUACAAGUGUAAUAUCUGUGGUAACCGCUUCUCUACCCGUGGUAAUCUGAAGGUGCAUUUUCAGCGUCAUAAAGAAAAAUACCCACAUAUCCAGAUGAACCCUUACCCUGUUCCUGAACAUCUUGAUAACAUACCAACAAGCACAGGUAUACCAUAUGGCAUGUCUAUGCCACCUGAGAAACCUGUCACAAGCUGGCUGGACAGCAAACCAGUUUUACCCACUCUAACAACUUCCGUUGGUAUGUUACUGCCACCAACCAUACCAAGCCUCCCCCACUUCAUAAAAAAGGAAGAUCAUUCAAUAGCCAUUACAAGCCCUUCUGUUACUGCAAAGAAUGACUCAGGUGCUACUGAGCCUUCAGCUAAAAGUAAUGAGGGAGUGUCUGAAGAAGGCGAAGGUGCAACUUUGCCUACCUCAAAUGGAAAAACUGAAGAAGGCAGCCAUUCCUCAGGCUUUAUGACUAAUCUGAGCUCUGCCUCAGAAAGUAUUGCAGAAUAUACAACUUCUAAUAGCCCACCCAUGAUGACCAAUCCACUCAUGCCUCUUCUGACCGAUCAAUUCAAGGCUAAAUUCCCCUUUGGUGGCAUCCUGGAUCCUCUCCAUGGGUCAGAGACUUCAAAGUUGCAGCAACUUGUGGAAAACAUUGACAGAAAGGUGACAGACCCGAACGAAUGUGUCAUUUGCCAUCGGGUGCUGAGUUGUCAAAGUGCUCUGAAGAUGCAUUAUCGUACUCACACAGGGGAAAGACCUUUCAAGUGUAAGGUCUGUGGCAGAGCAUUUACCACUAAGGGAAAUCUUAAGACCCACUACAGUGUCCAUAGGGCUAUGCCUCCUCUUAGAGUUCAACACUCCUGUCCUAUUUGUCAGAAGAAGUUUACAAAUGCUGUAGUUCUUCAGCAACAUAUUCGCAUGCAUAUGGGUGGGCAGAUCCCCAACACCCCUCUGCCAGACAGUUAUCCAGAGUCCAUGGCUUCUGAUACUGGUUCCUUUGAGGAGAGAAACUUUGAUGAUCUGGACAACUUCUCUGAUGAUAACAUUGAGGCGAUGGAAGAUGGUCUAGAUAGCAGUGUUCCAGACACACCAAGGUCUGCUGAUGCGUCCCAUGACAGUUCAUGUAAUUCUCCAUCUCCUGCUGAAAUAACUAACCAAGAAAGGCAAGAAAGAAAUGGUCAGGAAAAUGUGCAACACAAUGAAAUGGAAGAGCUCUCAGCUACCCAGAUGAAGGUAAUUUCAAAUGGUUUAAUUGAAGGGGAUUGCCUCACUAAUGAUUCCUCAUCUCUGGGAGGAGAUAUUGACAGUCAAAGUGCUGGGAGUCCGGCGGUGUCUGAAUCUACCUCCUCCAUGCAGGCACUAUCCCCAAGUAACAUGCAGUCACAUCUACAUAAAUCUCCAAGCUUUGAAGAAAGGCAUCAGAGAGCCUUAUCUUCUGACCACACCAGUGCAAGCUUGUUGCACUCUCAUCCCUCCAACAUUGGAGCCCUAGAUCUGACAUCUGUCAAUGCCUCGAAAGACCCCCUGGGCAUGAUAUUCCCCUUUCGUGAGCGUAACACCAUUAAGAACACAUCCUGUGACAUCUGUGGGAAGACCUUUGCUUGUCAGAGUGCCUUGGACAUUCACUACAGAAGCCAUACCAAAGAACGACCAUUUAUUUGCACCGCUUGCAACAGGGGUUUCUCUACGAAGGGCAAUCUCAAGCAGCACAUGCUAACUCAUCAAAUGAGAGACCUGCCCUCACAGCUCUUUGAGCCAUCAAAUACCAGCUUAUCGUCCAGCCCAACCCCUUCCCUUCUCUCUGUUGGGUCUCUCAGCAAACCUGAGGUCAACGGUUUCCUUCAUGGCCUCCACCAAGAAAGCAAAGACGUCACCCCAGGCUUGGUCACAUCAUCAGCCUCCACGUCACCAGUACUCUCUGCUGCUCCACCACGUAGAACACCCAAGCAACACUUCUGCAACACCUGUGGGAAAUGUUUCUCCUCUUCCAGUGCUCUGCAAAUUCAUGAGAGAACCCACACAGGGGAGAAACCAUUUGCCUGCAGUAUCUGUGGCCGGGCUUUCACCACCAAAGGAAACCUCAAGGUUCACAUGGGCACACACAUGUGGAACAGCGCUCCUGCCAGACGUGGCCGUAGGCUCUCUGUGGAUGGUCCAAUGGCCUUCCUGGGCACAAAUCCAGUCAAGUUCCCUGAAAUCUUCCAAAAAGACAUGGUAUCAAGGGCAAGCAAUGGGGACCCGGCUAGUUUUUGGAACCAAUAUGCCGCAGCCUUCUCCAAUGGCCUGGCAAUGAAGACAAAUGAAAUCUCUGUUAUUCAGAAUGGAGGCAUUCCCCCUAUGUCAGGUGGUGUGGGAAAUGGGGGCAGCUCUCCCAUAGGUGGCCUCACAGGAAGCCUGGACAAACUACACAACACAGAGCCCAAUGCUGCUCUUGCUGGUCUGGAGAAAAUGGCCAACACAGAGAACGGGUCCCACUUCCGGUUCACCCGCUUCAUGGAGGACAAUAAAGAAAUCGUCACCAAUUAGUGUGCUCAUGUUGGGCUCAGACACGCAAAGAUGCCUUUAGGCAUUCUGUACACAUGUAGACAUACACAGAAGACAGAGAAGGAGAACAAGACGAGGAUAAAAUCAAAUGAACUGUUUUGCUCGUCAUUGAAUCUUUACAAACACUCGUGUGAAGAUAAGUUGCUUUUUUGUACAAUGUACAUGUCAUAGUUUUACGGAGCUUAUUUAUUAGUGAUUAUAACCUUGCUUGAAAACAAGUGAAAGCAUUAACAGUUAGGGUUUGUUUAUUUUUAAACCAGAAUGAGUAUGUAUGGGUGCUUUGAAACUUAGAAAAUCUGGCUAGAAUACCAUACAUUGGCAUUAAGUUAUUUUCUGUCUGUAGUAGCUAUAACCGAACUGUCUAUGUUUCUGUGAUGCAUUAGCCCUGUAAUAAGCAAACAAACUUGCUGUAAAUAAUGUACACUGAUCUCCUUUAGAUGGUCUAACUUCUGUAUGUUUCCCUCUCCUCUCGAGAUAAAACAAUGACAUUCAAGCAAGGGACAAAAUCAUGUGUUAGUUCAUCUUUUUGUUUGUUAUUUACCUUUAUUUUAUUUAAGGAAGACGUAAUAUUAAAGUUUGCUACAUUUCCAGCGUUUCUUUAGUGUUACCUUGUUUUGUUGAUACAGUCUCCGUGUAUUGUGCUUUCUAUUUUUUUGUUUG